Messenger RNA from Symbiodinium sp. CCMP2592, 3906 nucleotides. Lineage: Eukaryota; Dinophyceae; Suessiales; Symbiodiniaceae. The record is from the annotation of a GenBank genome assembly.
AUGCAGCAGACGGUGCUGAGGUGUCUGGUCUUCGCUGGCCACCGCACACCCGUCGAGGAGACCCGCAUUGCAGAACGCAACAGGUCCGAGCUGCUAAUUUCUGUGGCGCCGGGUCCGCCUAUCGGACUGCCACUAGGACAAGCCUCCUCCAAGCACAUCGCACCCCUGGAGAAGGUCUUCGGAUACCAGCUGCUUACAGAGGGCAUCUCGGAUAUACUCAUCGCAUGGACUUAUCCGAACAAUUGGGUCGCCGGGCAAGGCGUCUUGUACCAUGGGCCUGAGGCACUGGGCCUCAAGGUCGUUGAAUUUCGGGGUGGCCGAGCUUGGGUGUCCUUGAGCAACCUUGCGUGGGUAUUGCAACCACAGCAGUGCUGUGAGCUCGCCACCGGCAUUUCCUGGGAUGAGAUGCAGCGCCAGGAGCAGUCUCUCUUGGAGGAGUCCAAAUGGAACACCAACGACGCUCAAGGUGCCGGGAGCCAGUCGCGGCUGCAACGGUUGAAGACCCUCGCGAAAUAUUUUCUGGCGCAGCUACAGCUUCUGGACGACAUGGUAAAGGAGAGGCAGAUGCACUGCAUUAUGACGCUUCAAGAGGAGUACUCCUACAAUCUCUGUCUCUGCGGUGCCUCGGACCCACGGCUGCCAACGACCUUCCGGGCAGCUUUCUACAACCUGCUGAUCAGCAUGUGGCUGGAUCGGUACCCCCAUGCCUUCAUCGCAGUCCCGGCCUUGAUCCGCAGCUUCGAUGCAUCGCUGCAAUUGAAGGACACGCUGCCCGUUUUCGACCUGGGAGAGCUCAUAAGCAUGAGCACCACGGCUACUCCUGACAGCUGGUCGGCGGAGCAUGCAGCCAAGUUGCCAGAAGAGAUCCGCUUGUUCUAUUCUCUGGGAACUGCCCAUAAGAUGGAGUGUGCGCUGCGAGCUGUUCGUCGCUUCAUUUGUGCCGGGCGGAGUGUGGAGCAGAUGCUCCAUGGGCAUGCGGAGGAGUUGCUGCGCACCGGGGCCCUUGUACCGUUCGACGAGAGCUUGGGCAGUGCAAUGUUCGUGUCGCACCAAUGGCUUUCAAACGACCAUCCAGAUCCAUCAGGUCAUCAGUUCAGAGUUCUCCAAGGCGCUCUGCACAACAUCAUGUCCGGACAGAGCCGUGUGUCCCUACCAGUCACGGUCGAGCUUUUCUAUGGACGCUUGAAGACACCGCAAGCUGCUGAUUUCAAAUCCGGGCGACUGUUUGUUUGGUAUGACUACUUCUCUUGCCCACAGGGGGCGAGUGAUCUCUCCAGAGCCGACCGUCAACGUGCCAUAGACAAUAUCGUGACCUUUGUUUCAAGGUGCGAGUACUUUGUGAUCCUGUGCCCGGAGCUACAGCAUGCAAAUCAGCAGCAGGUGCUGAAUCAUGCAAGCUGGGCAGAGAGGGGUUGGUGUCGCACCGAGCGUGUGGCCAGAGAACUUGCAGUGCGGGAUGAUGGCUUUGUGGUCGUAGUCGAGAGCGAGACGCAGCAACACGUUAUGUCAAACCUGCAUCGGCACCUGGAUUCGCCCGGUGCCGGCCUUUUUACGUUGGAGACGGACCGUGCUCGAGUUGGUCGCGUGCUUGUACAGAUGGUCUGGAAGAAAUUGCAAUAUUACCUGGAACAAGAUGACAUGCACAACUUCCGGUAUCUCUUGAGCACGCAAGAUAUCUGCUGCCUCUCGGGGCUCGGCUUUCUUCCGCUCGAAGGCUUGAUGCCCGGAUUCGUGUCGCAAGCGGAUCCUUUCGCCUGCCCGGAGGCCUUUGCAGUGGAACGCUUUUUGCAUGACACGGGCUUCAAGGCGGUUUCGGAGCGAGAUUCUGCAGGCUGGACACCCAUGUGUUAUGCUGCCCUUUCCGGCAAGCAGUUCCUGGUGGAAGCAUUGCUCAAACAGAAAGCAGAUUGCAACGACAGGAUUACCCGACACAAGCCGAAGAUGCUUCUUCCGCAGAACAUGCCCGUCCUGUCACUUGCAGCAUAUUUCCGUCGGAAUGGAGUGUUGAAGCUGCUGCUGUCUGCGCGGGCGAACGUGAAUGCAGUCGAUGGCCAUGCUAGUGUUGCUAUUCACUGGGCGAGUGUAGCAGACAACGUGGAAGGUCUGCAGGCAUUGUGUGAUGCUGGAGCGGAUCUUAGCAAGCUGAACUUGCCCGGUUUCGAUACCUUUCAAAUUGCCUGCUUCUCAGGGUCUCUCCGAAUCGUGCAGGCAAUGCUUCAGAGUCCUUCCACGAGCCUCCGACACGGAUUGCACGCUGCCCUGAUGGCUGAUGGAGGUACCCGGCCAGUCAUUUCCACUUUGAUCCAGGCAAGAGCCGAUGUGAAUGAGCAGUACAAAAGAGAGCAUCCGCCGCUCUUUCGAUUCAUCUUACUAGUGCAGCGCCUACGGCACAGGGUCAACCCAAGCAAACUGACAGCGCUCUGCUACCAUCAUCCUGGAGCCACGCCACUCAUGCUGAGUCUCAUGAGUUGCUUCUUUGCAGCGUCCUAUCUCCUCCUUGAAGCGGGUGCAGAUACCACUCUCCGAAACCAGCGAGGCAAGAGAGCUGCAGACUUUGCCAGAGAGGCAAACGCGCCGGCGCACUUGGUGGACAUUCUGGAGGGGAGGGUGCACAUCUCUCACGCGUUGGCUGCCAAUGACACAGACGACGAGGAUCUGGUGCUCAACGUAUUGCGGCUGCUGCAAACGUUUGGCUUCGUGCCGAACCUCGCUUGCUUCCAGGAGCUGCAGGGUCCGCUGCUCAGGUGCCUGGAUGGGCGGACCGACUUGCUCCAUGCCCCCGUACGCGAGAAGCGGCUCAAGCCGAAGGAGCAGGCCAGCGGGGAUGUGCACGAGGCGAUCAUCCCACUUCUACAGCCUGAGGAGGCCACUGUUCAUGACCCCAACGUCAUGACGAAGGAGUUUUUUCCACCGCUGAUCGAUGCCACAGCUCGGUAUGCGGUCACGGACGAGAGCAGUGGCGUCAUGGCUUGCAAGGUGCAACUGCUGCGGAUCGUCCUCUUCACCACCAAGAUGGGGAUGCAUUCGAAGAUUUCUCACGUCCUCGAGCUCUUUCGCAGCCAAGUGUACUCGGCACUGUAUUCCUCCCUAACCGCUGGCAAUGAAACCAUGACGAUGGCAGAGGAUGUGGUGGACAAUGUUCUGCGCAUCAUAAGCGAGCCCGUGAUCGACUUGAUGCAGCCCUAUAUGCGAUCUCCGGCCGUCAUGUGUGUUGACCUCAUGAUGUAUGGCUCGCAGGACAUUUUUGCGUUGGCCUUGGAGCUGCUAUUUGCACAUUGUUGCCAGGGCUCAGAGCUCAUCAACCUCCUGGAGAAGGUGGAGUUGCUCACCACGGCCCAAGACAAGCUGUUCUCGUCCUUGAAGCACGAUGUCUUCUCAGUUGGACGGCUGCUCUACAGUAUUGAGAACUGGGGCGUUGACGAUGACUUUUCGACCAUCGACAAUGCUAAGCUGAAGCAAUUCAGCUCUCUUUGCAAACGGAUCCGCGGCCUGUGCAUCAAUGGGGAUCCUUCAAGCAGCCCCCACGAGGAAACAGAGUUUUUCUCGCACAUGGAUUACACGGUGAGGAUGAGCUUUUCAGACUUUCCGCAAAGCUCCGAGCCACUGGUCAAGCAGGUGAUUUCUCAAAUGUGCCACUGCGCAGUCAAGGCCGUGGCAAACAACAGCAAGAACCAGAUGCAGGCUUAUCGAUCUGUAGAUGCGAUGAAAGCCUUGGUCGCUGAGCAGCCGGAGUCUGCGUUGCUCCUGGCAGAGAUCUUCAAGGGCAAUUUCACCAUUUGCCGGCGUGAGCGGAUGGCCGGCAGCUUCGUGUCCUGCUACAUCGACUUCUACAUGGCUAUUGUCUCUGCUGGCAACAAGCCGGUGGUACGGAACCAGGCCUGGCAUCCUUGUAGAUUUAGGGCUUAA